Molecule: messenger RNA, 2500 nt
Organism: Rhopalosiphum padi (bird cherry-oat aphid)
Lineage: Eukaryota; Metazoa; Arthropoda; Insecta; Hemiptera; Aphididae
Exons: 5
Coding region: 207-1442 (411 amino acids)
Source: RefSeq, a predicted model, not a curated record
AAUUGUAUUAUCUAUAUUUUUCUGUAAGCCUAACUGCCUUAACUUCCAGAUCCAGACACAACAGAAACUUCAGAAGUACAAUAAGUAGAAACUGGGCAACUGGCUAUCGCUCAUCGAGUUCAAAGUUCUAGCAUUUAAAAGUCUUGUCAUCUUGUCCAUUGUGGACGACUGCAGGUUUUAUAGUUUUGAGAAUUGAGAUCACUGAAAUGGAGUUGAACACCAUGUAUGAUAUAAAUAUAGUUAGUCAAAUUGACGAAGACCGUGGAUUAUUUGUUGUUGUUGAACGGUUUAAUAGCGGUUCAACAGAAUAUUUUCAAAACUAUUAUAAACAACUUUUAGGUUUUAACAAUUGUAGCGAGUGGUUUGAAAAAAUUGACUAUCCUAUUAUUGAAACUGGAAAGGUAGUAAUUGUUCAAGUUGAUGCAAACCCCAAGGGUAACCUAUGGGCCCGUGGUAUUAUAUCAAAAUGUCAUCAUCAUUACAAUUUAUGUCCUGAAAUUUAUUUGAUCGACUCUCAGAGAUUCAUUGACAAAGGCAACAUGUUUGAAUUAAGAAUAUGUCCACCCAAAUUUUUGCAGCUUAUACUUCCAACUUACUAUAUUGAUAUAGACCUUUGUUUAAAUGAUGAUGAUUUAAAAAUUGCAAUCAGAAUCUUGAUGAAAAAAAAUCAGUAUGGUGAACUAAGUUUCAGUUUUAUUCCUCAUUCUUUUGAAAAUAAUGUUUACUCGGGUAUAUUAAUUGUAAACUAUAAAGUUAAUAACUUGAAUAUUCCAUUAAAAAAAUUAUUAAAAAAUGUUCACACUAAAAAAAUUUUUGCAGAAAUUCCCCAGUACAAAAAUCAAGUAUAUUCAAUUUUCAAUCCAAUAAAAUUAAAAUAUUUGAAAAAAAUUUUUAUGCCAAGAGAACCAAAUGAUAUGGUAUUUUUAGAAAAUAAUCUAGUUUCGAGUUGCUGUAACUUGAGUGUUCUUAAUGAUUCAAAUACAAAUCUGUCGUAUGAUUCUAUAAAUGAAUUUUCCUCAAAUUCUAACUACUCUGAAAAUAUCUGCUUUAGCAAUGACUCAGAAUUAGAAAUAAAAAAAUUAGAAAAUAUUUGUGUUGCUCCAUUAGCAAAACAAAAAGUUUACUCUUCUAAUAGUUCUUUGAUGAGUAAGAGCAGCUCUUCUUUACAAUCAAUAACUUCUAAUAAUAAUAAUAAUAAUAAUAAUAAUAAUAAUAAUAAUAAUAAUUGCUCUAUGCCACAAAUAAAACAAUGUAACAAUUCUAUUAUGACGAGAAUGCCUAAAUUGAAAGAUACUGGAUGUCAGGAGAAUAACAAGCCAACUUUAACCCAUGAAGUAUUAGAUACACCUAAAAUACAAUUAAAAUCAAUAACCGACAUAAAAGCUAUAAAUACUACAAUGGAAAAUUCAGAUAUAUGGUGGUCUGACGAUGACGAAAAUUAAUAACUCCUUAAUUAUACUCUAUAAAUAAGAAAACAUUAUUGUCUUUACUAAUUUAAUUAUUUUCACUUUUGUAACAUUUAGUACAAAGAAUACCUAUAAUAAUUAACUAAUAUUUUUUUACUGAUAAUUUAUGUUAUAUUAUAAAUAAAUUGUAUAUUUUAUUACUUAUUAUUAGGGCCCAGAUUUAAAUGCACUUAAAACCAUACAAAUAUGCUCUAAAAAAUAGCCAAAAAUGCAUUUUACCACAAAAAUGAAAAAAUGACCUUAAAAUGCCGUAUUUUUUUUUAUUCAAUUUGUAAUUUAUAAAUAAGGUAUAAUCAUUAUUUAUUAUUUUAUUAAAAAAAAAAAAACUGAAAAUUUGAAAUGAUGACUUUAUGCUGACACGCUUACGUUUUGGUUGUUUUAGGGAAAUAUUCAUUCAAAACAUACCAAAAUAUAGAUUAAAAUUUAUGUAAAAUUAAAAUUCUAAGAGCCUAUUGUACUUACUAAAUUUUGAGCAUUGCAUUGAACAAUAAUAAUAUAUUGAUUAAUAUUUAAUGUUCAAACUCCAAAGAUCUUCUAUUUAUCGUAUAUUGAACAAAUAUGCAUUAAAAACCAAUAAAAUGACCCAAUAAUGCUAAAAAUGAAAAAAUAUCGAAAUAUGCAAAAAAAAUGCAAAAUACAAUUUGUAGCUUUGAAACCCUCGUUACAUGAAACGAAUUAUGUACUUAGAAAGCAUUGUGUAAAAUCAACCAAAAAAAUAUGCACUUUGCAUUGAAAUCCGGGCCCUAAUAUAAUAAUAGAAAGGCAAUGUUGUCAAUAUUUAAUUUAUAAUUUGGAUUUUACUAAUUAAUGUUAAGUAGAUAUAAAUCUUACAAGACCACAACACAAUUUGAUCAAAAAAAAAAGUUUUUUAUUUUAGUAGUGCUAUUUUACGAUGUUUUAGGAACUUCAUAUAAAAGUUUAAAAGCAUAUAUAAUGAUGUUCAAAAAUUAUUUGCUGGAAGUUCUCAAGUGCGCAUGUAAUCCAAAAGUAUGUCCGAUUAAAUUCAUUAAGUCAAAAUAAAUAAUUUUUUUUAA